AAAUGCAUACCAAUAUUUACACGUACAAGUUGUAUGUAAAACAAUAGCGCUGGUGGCGUCGCCUCAUCCACAGCACUAGCAGCCCCACAAUCGGAUAGCGGGAAGAUCUUGAGAGAGUCACAAAACUUCAUGUCUUUACCUCCGAAUAUCGCUCUCAGGGUCGGGACUUUCACAUCAAGAUGACGCGCUUCCGCCCCUGCAUAGACCUUCAUGCCGGCCAGGUGAAGCAGAUUGUGGGCGGCACCCUGGACAGCUCCUCCACGGCCCUCCAGACAAACCACGUGUCCCAGCAUCCGCCAGAGCACUUUGCCCAGCUUUACAGAGACAAUGAGCUUGAGGGCGCUCAUGUGAUUAUGCUGGGGGGAGGAAACGAUGUCGCUGCCAAAGAGGCAUUGAAGGCAUGGCCCGGUGGUCUGCAGGUGGGCGGCGGCAUUAAUGAUAAGAAUGCAAAGGAAUGGAUUGAUGCGGGAGCAGAAAAGAUUAUCAUCACAUCUUACCUCUUCCCAGAUGGCCACUUCAGCCAGGAGAGACUAGAUGCUGUCUUGGGAGCUCUUGGCGGAGAUAAGAGCAAGCUGGUAAUUGACCUCAGCUGCCGUCGCCAAGGAGACAAGUGGUUUGUUGCCAUGAACAAAUGGCAGACACUGACAGAUAUGGAAAUCAACCAAGAAUCAAUACAGUUAUUAGAGCCAUACUGCUCAGAAUUUUUAAUUCACGCUGCAGACAACGAAGGGCUGCAGAGAGGAAUCGACGAGCAGCUGGUUGAGCGCCUAGCAGGGUGGUGUUCUAUUCCGGUCACAUAUGCCGGCGGAGGUCGGCACUUGGAAGAUUUGGAAACUGUGAAGAGGCUUAGCCGGGGUCGAGUAGAUCUCACGAUAGGGAGUGCUUUGGAUUGUUUUGGUGGGUCUGGCGUCAAGUUUGAUGAUUGCGUGCAGUGGAAUAAGAGCCAGGGUGUCUGAUGGAUGGAUGGGAAGAAAACAUUUCUGUUUGUUGACAAAAACACAAGCAGCCCGACGCUAAUGGCUUUGGUGCGUUGACGGAGUUUCAAUAUCAAUCAAUAUAUUGCUAUGCAGUAUGCCGUGC
Molecule: messenger RNA, 1080 nt
Organism: Trichoderma asperellum CBS 433.97
Lineage: Eukaryota; Fungi; Ascomycota; Sordariomycetes; Hypocreales; Hypocreaceae
Gene: HIS7
Product: Histidine biosynthesis bifunctional protein hisB
Biological process (GO): L-histidine biosynthetic process; L-tryptophan biosynthetic process
Cellular component (GO): cytoplasm
Molecular function (GO): 1-(5-phosphoribosyl)-5-[(5-phosphoribosylamino)methylideneamino]imidazole-4-carboxamide isomerase activity
Source: RefSeq, a predicted model, not a curated record